Molecule: messenger RNA, 1685 nt
Organism: Homarus americanus (American lobster)
Lineage: Eukaryota; Metazoa; Arthropoda; Malacostraca; Decapoda; Nephropidae
Exons: 2
Coding region: 260-724 (154 amino acids)
Source: RefSeq, a predicted model, not a curated record
UUUUCAUUAACAUCUAAAUUUAGUAAAAACAUGCAGUCAUUCCUUGCAAAUGCUAGCCUCUGUAAAGCUGAAUUCAUAGGUGAAUUGUUUAUAAUUAAAAAAUAAAUAAAAAUUGCAAAUACCCUUGUACCAUACUGUACCAAGGAUGAUUCAUGCAAGAACAGUGUGUACAGUAUUGUACACAGCAUAUUUCAGCUACAGAACUCUGGGGAUUGUGGGUGAAAUAAAUGGAACAUUCUAGUGCAGGGAUGGUGAACCCAUGGUAUAUGCACUCACCAUGGUGCCCACUCUGGUGCAUGCACUCACCAUGGUGCCCACUCUGGUACAUGCACUCACCAUGGUGCCCACUCUGGUACAUGCACUCACCAUGGUGCCCACUCUGGUACAUGCACUCACCAUGGUGCCCACUAUGGUGCACGCACUCACCAUGGUGCCCACUCUGGUACAUGCACUCACCAUGGUGCCCACUCUGGUACAUGCACUCACCAUGGUGCCCACUCUGGUACAUGCACUCACCAUGGUGCCCACUCUGGUACAUGCACUCACCAUGGUGCCCACUCUGGUACAUGCACUCACCAUGGUGCCCACUCUGGUACAUGCACUCACCAUGGUGCCCACUCUGGUACAUGCACUCACCAUGGUGCCAUUUAAUAUUGUGUACAUGAUAUACUUAAGUGGCUACAUCACUCACAGUAAAAUGAUUGUUAACAACUCAAGGGUUUAAACUGCUCACACUAAGAGAUUAAUAUCACUGUACAGAUAAACUGAUCGCUUUUUUAUUUGGUCACAAAGUUAUUGAUGCGUGAAUAUGAACAUUUUACAACCUUCAACUGUGCACCUGGCAAAGAAAAUAGAUCCAAGCACAAAGUUCAGUUUUAAGCCAAGAAGAAAGACUGUUCAGGAUAUCACAAUUUUCUUCACUAAUAAUAAUAUCUCUGUUAGCUGGAAUCCCUCUUAACCGGAACUCUCCCAUAGCCGGAAUUGAAAUUUUCUCAGAAUUUUCCAGAAAAUUCUGGGUUUGGGAACGAUUUUCCGAAGGACAUUUUUGGACAAUUCUGAGAAAAUUUCCCAAUACAGUACACAGAAAAUUCCAAGGAUGGGGAAUUUUUUUCUGGUUUUGAGAGAUGAAAUAAUGCAUCAUUAUGAUAAAUUCUGAGGAAAUUCCAGUACAGUACCCAGAAAAAUUCUGGGGAUGGGGGAUUUUUUCCGGGUUCGAGAGCUGAUGUAAUGCACAAUUUCCGGAACUUCCAAUAUAAAUUUCCCAGUACAGUACAGUACUGUACUCUGAAAAUUCCAUGGAGAAUUUUUUCCAGCUUUGAGAGUCGUCUCGUUACCCAGUAAUCUCUCAUUCCCAGAAGUGCUCUGUACCAAUUGUUCAGGCAAAUGGAGGUAUCACUUUUCCAAUUAACUUAAAUGCUGAAAUAAUGAGAAUAAAGCAAAUAUUCUGUACAGUAAGACUAAUAAUGGCUGUUGCCUUGGUCAGGCUCACUAUGUGUUAUUGUUACCCCAUAGAACAGAACAAACUUACUUUAAGCCUGUGUUGUGUUUUCAGUUGGCAUUGUCUACUAAAUCCAGUAAAAAAGUCUCUUAGUUAGUAUGACUGUGUUAAAAGCAAAGUACUGUAGUAAUCAAAAUUUAUUGAUAUCAAACUGUUUAAGAAUCCAUGCACGACGUUUCAAUUUUAU